Messenger RNA from Sinocyclocheilus anshuiensis, 2380 nucleotides. Its product is annotated as gamma-aminobutyric acid receptor subunit rho-1-like. The coding region runs from base 291 to 1709 and encodes 472 amino acids. The transcript has 9 exons. Gene Ontology annotation, biological process: monoatomic ion transmembrane transport. Gene Ontology annotation, cellular component: membrane. Lineage: Eukaryota; Metazoa; Chordata; Actinopteri; Cypriniformes; Cyprinidae. The record is from RefSeq and is a predicted model, not a curated record. Gene Ontology annotation, molecular function: transmembrane signaling receptor activity; extracellular ligand-gated monoatomic ion channel activity.
GGAGGGGGACAUGGUCAGAAGAGCAGACAGGCUUUUAGGCAGGGUGGGAAACGCAGACCGCCAGCCGUAUACACACUAACACACAUGCACAAAAGCAGAGCUCAAAGGAUUUCAAAUGGGACCGUGUAACUUUUGCUGCCCGGUGUGGAUCUAAGGGCCUUUUCUGUGUCGGAAUGGGCGGCACUACGAGAUGGAAAGGAUGCUGGGUAAGGAACUCCAGAGAGUUAGACUGAUCCCACACCGUUUCUCUAUUUCUCCCCGCAUCAGAUCCUGGAGCUCAGGACUUGGUCAUGAACUUUGCUCUCUCUGUACUGAGGCUGAUGUGCCUGGCCUGGCUGUGGCCCGUCGUCCUUCUCAAAGGAAGCAACACGCAAAACCAGCGCAGGCACAAGGACGUCUACCUGGGCAAAAACACACGGCACAAACAUGGAGGACGAAUAGACUUUAAAACGAAGAAGUCUGACAGCACCAAAUCUCUGCUGAUUAAAUCAGAGCAGCUCUUGCGAAUUGAAGAUCACGACUUCGCCAUGAGGCCUGGUUUUGGAGGUUCGGCUAUUCCAGUGGGCAUCGAUGUGCAGGUGGAGAGCAUUGACAGCAUUUCAGAGGUCAAUAUGGACUUCACCAUGACAUUGUACCUUAGGCAUUACUGGCAGGACGACAGACUGGCCUUCCCCUCCAGCAGUAACAAAAGCCGAACUUUUGACGCUCGGCUGGUGAAAAAGAUCUGGGUGCCUGACGUCUUCUUUGUUCACACCAAGCGUUCUUUCAUUCACGACACCACCAUGGAAAACAUCAUGCUCAGAGUCUAUCCAGAUGGAAACAUUCUCUACAGCGUCAGAAUCACAGUGACGGCUCUCUGCUCUAUGGACUUCAGCAGGUUUCCUCUAGACACACAGAACUGCUCUCUAGAGCUGGAGAGUUACGCUUACAAUGAGAACGACCUCAUGCUCUAUUGGAAGAAUGGGAACGAUUCAUUAAGGACUGACGAGAUUGCACUCUUGCAGUUUUUUAUUGAAGAAUUCCACCCUUCCUUCGGGCUAGCCUUCUACAGCAGCACCGGCUGGUAUAACAGGCUGUACAUAAACUUCAUCCUCAGGAGACACAUAUUCUUCUUCAUGCUGCAGACAUACUUUCCCACAAUGCUAAUGGUCAUGCUCUCCUGGGUGUCCUUCUGGAUCGACAGGAGAGCCGUACCGGCCCGUGUCUCUCUAGGAAUCACAACCGUGUUGACCAUGUCUACUAUAAUAACAGGCGUCUCAGCGUCAAUGCCUCAGGUGUCUUAUGUGAAGGCGGUGGACAUUUACCUUUGGGCCAGUUUCCUCUUUGUUUUCCUGUCGGUCAUUGAAUAUGCUGCCGUGAACUACUUCACCACGGUGGAAGAGAUGAAAAAACUUCAGAAAGGAAAGCUUCCAGUUUCCUACGACGCAACCCAGGCUAUGGCCUACGAUGGCUGUUUUCACGAUGACAUAGAUGUAUCGCCUUUCCCCGAGCUCCCCACCACACCCAGCACGACGCGGACCAUCCCACCCAGAGCCUCCUCCACCGAGCCUCCACCCACCGAAGGCACGAGACUCUGGAGGAAACGCUCAGUCGGCAAAAAUAUCCGAUUCAUAAUGAGCAACAGCUACAUGAUUGACUCGUACUCCAGAAUCAUCUUUCCACUGGCAUAUCUUCUCUUCAACAUCAUGUACUGGUGUAUCUACUCUUGAUCGUGUAGCUUGAGUUUUCUGAUCUGUCACUGUAAUAAGUCCAGGAUAAACUAGUCUUAUUGCACAAGACAGUUGAACUUUGGGCCUGAGAUGGCUGUCAAAAUGAAAGCUCUGACAAUAAGCACAAGUGACCUGACAGUUUUGAUUAAGUGUAACUGGAGAAAGAUCCAGACAGACAUUAGAUAUGGAGAUCUCUUAAACAUUUAGCAUUUCUUAUAGCAUGUGAAGGAAUGUCUUUUGUCAUAAACCCUCAAACGCAGGGAGCAUGUUCAUCUCAUUCAAGGAUAUACUGUAGCUUACCUCACUCUUGUGACCAUUCUUAUGGGAUCCAUCCACCACCCCAGCUUUAUCUUCUAGAAUUCAUUAGAUCCGAGAGCGGAAACUCAAAACCAAGCCAACCUGCUUUAUAUGCUCAAGAAUUAUAUGAACAUGUAAACUUGUGAAUAAAUUAAAUAAAAUAACUCUCAAGCUAGUCUCACAUAGUAGGACUUUUGACUCAUCAGAGUUUGGCCCGUGUUUUUUUUCUGUUAGAACCGCCCACUUGAACAGGAAGUAGCUGUCUGAGUGACAUAAAGGGACCAAUCACAGUUCAGAGUUUCACCCUUGACAUUUUCUCUGCCAUUCAAAAGUUUGGGGUUGGUAAGAUUUUUAAUGUUUUUGAAAGAUGGUCU